Molecule: messenger RNA, 1665 nt
Organism: Prunus mume (Japanese apricot)
Lineage: Eukaryota; Viridiplantae; Streptophyta; Magnoliopsida; Rosales; Rosaceae
Source: RefSeq, a predicted model, not a curated record
GGUAGCUAAUUUAGCUGAGAAAAUUAGGUAAAAAGGUACUCUUUCUUUUUGUUAGAAGCUUCUGUCAUCAUCUACAAGAUGACAUAUUUUGCUCCUGCCAGUCACCAAAGAUGGCACACAUAACUACAGCAAGCUGACACGAGUUUCGUUAGCUUAUAAAAGCCCACUUUCAAAUUUCAACUCUCAGCUCCAAACCUCCUACUCUCAUUCAAUCAUGCCAGAACUUCAACCCAACACCCCCAGCCCUCCCUACGAUCUGAUAAUCCUUGGAGCCUCAGGCUUCACAGGCAAGUACGUUGUUAAAGAAGCUCUGAAAUUCCUCAACACACCCUCCUCCCCUCUCAAGUCUCUGGCUUUAGCUGGUCGCAGCCCCACAAAACUAACCCAGACCCUCAAAUGGGCAGCUCACCCAAACCCGCCACCGCCCAUUCCCAUCAUCACCGCCGACACCACCGACCCACCAUCGCUCCACCGCCUCUGCACCCAAACCAAACUUAUCCUCAACUGCGUGGGGCCCUUUCGCCUCUACGGCGAGCCGGUGGUGGCCGCUUGCGCCGAAACUGGCUGCGAUUACUUGGAUAUAUGUGGAGAGCCUGAGUUCAUGGAGAGGAUGGAGGCUAAGUACCAUGACCGGGCCGUGGAGGUCGGUUCUUUGGUGAUUUCGGCAUGUGGGUUCGACUCGGUUCCGGCUGAGUUUGGGUUGAUGUUCAAUUCGAGGCAGGGGAAUUUCGGGACGUUUGAAUCGGCGGUGUUGGGUGUGGCUAAUGCCGACAAGUUGCAGGAGCUCAGGCGGUCCAGACCCAGAAAACCAAGGCCUGCGAUUCCUGGACCCCCUCCUCCUAAAGGACCAACAAUAGAACAACAGAAAGAUAUUGGCCUUUGGGCUGUGAAGCUACCUUCAGCAGAUGCUAUUGUGGUACGUAGAACACUUGGAGUUCUGACUGAAAACCCUCGUGGUCUUCCUGGGAGAAAUGAGAGUGCAGAACACAUUGAAAAAAGAGAAGCCUUCUGGUCAACAGUGAAGCCAGUUCAUUUUGGGGUGAAGAUAGGCUCUAAGUCUCUGUUGGGCAUUUUGCGUAUCAUGACUGUUGGAAUCUUUAUUGGGCUCUUGGGAAGAUUUUCCUUUGGGAGAUGGCUUCUCUUAAAGUUUCCCUCAUUCUUCAGUGUUGGAUGGUUUAGGAAGAAGGGUCCGUCUGAGGAUGAGGUGAGAAAUGCUUCAUUUAAGAUGUGGUUUGUUGGAAAAGGUUUCAGCGACAGCAGUCUUGUUUCACAGGGAAACAGAAAACCUGAUAUGGAAAUAAUAACAAGAGUGAUGGGUCCUGAGAUUGGCUAUUUGACCACUCCAAUAAUUCUAUUGCAGUGUGCUCUUAUUCUUCUGCACCAACGUAACAACCUUCCAAAGGGAGGAAUUUUCCCACCUGGGAUUGUAUUUGGCCCAACUGACCUCCAGGAAAGGCUCCAACAGAAUGGAAUUUCUUUUGAUGUCAUUUCAAAGAAAGCUAUUUCUGGUUAACUGCUAGAUAACUCUGAGAAAAUAAAUCUUUAGUUGGCAGUACCCAUGGAACAAGAAGACAUAAUAAACGCAGAAGUUAUUUUUGUUCUAUUAUUAUAGUUUGAUGUAACCUAACAGUGGUUUCAAAUAUUAUGAGAUUGUGGUUUGACCUA